GGCACAGGUGAGUGCACUGCUGGGCACAGGUGGGUGAUCUGCUGGGCACAGGUGGGCGGAGCUAGUGGGCGCACUGCUGGGCACAGGUGGGCGGAACUUGCGGGUGGCACUGCUGGGCACCGAUCGCUGUCAGAUCGUGAGGAAAGUACUGCCGAGAACCGGCAGUUGUCAGAGCGGGGAUCGGCACCGAUCAUCAGGGCACUGAUGAUCGGUGCCCUGAUGAUCGGUGCCCAGCAGUGCCACCCGCAAGUUCUGCCCACCUGUGCCCAGCAGUGCGCCCACUAGCUCCGCCCACCUGUGCCCAGCAGUGCACCC
Staurois parvus is the source of this 315-nucleotide messenger RNA. The record is from the annotation of a GenBank genome assembly. Lineage: Eukaryota; Metazoa; Chordata; Amphibia; Anura; Ranidae.